This is a messenger RNA of Dunckerocampus dactyliophorus (ringed pipefish), 2570 nucleotides long. RefSeq names its product ring finger protein 220b (gene rnf220b). The coding region runs from base 221 to 1996 and encodes 591 amino acids. Gene Ontology annotation, molecular function: metal ion binding; ubiquitin protein ligase activity. The record is from RefSeq and is a predicted model, not a curated record. NCBI's taxonomy places the organism in Eukaryota, Metazoa, Chordata, Actinopteri, Syngnathiformes, Syngnathidae. Gene Ontology annotation, biological process: protein ubiquitination. The transcript is spliced from 16 exons.
CACAGGCAGUUGACUGGUGUCCUCAUCCUGCUCUGAUCCACGACCACUGCCGAAGUCUGGCAGUCGCAGCAUCCCGCAGGAGAAGGGAAGGCGGACGCGUCCACGCGCUGUCCUCCGUGCUCGCACCCGUGGAACGUGUCUCUCGUUCGUGGACCAAUUUGGAAGUUUCAAGCCAGUGCGCGAACUUCUUCCUCGUCACGUGGCUCUCACAAGGGGGUGAAUGGACCUCCACCGCCCCUUCAAGAUGGACAGCCCCUCCUACCUGCCUGCUCCCCUCGCUUCCCCCGCCCUCAUGGUCCUCGCCUCCACCGCAGAGGCCGGCCGAGACGCCUCUGUCCCCUGCCAGGCGCCCAGACCCUUCGGGGUCCCUGCCUCGGUGGAGAAAGACCUCCACCUCCCCUUCCCCUCGGCCUCCUACACCUUCGCCUCCAUGUAUCAGCGCCAGGGCCCCAUGUCCGGGGCCUUUCCCGGCCGAGACUUCCCGGCCUCCCUGCUCCACCUGCACCCCCAGUUCACCCCGCCCAACCUGGACUGCUCCACCUUGGGCGUUCUCAACCACAGCGGGGUGGCCGGCGCCUUUCGGCCCUUCUCGUCCACCCAUGACGAGAGAGAGUCCAUGGGCUACCACUCGGCCUUCACGCCCGCCAAGAGGCUGAAAGGUUGCUUCUCGGAGGGGGAGGGAAAGGAGUUUGACUUUGGCUCCCCCGGAGGCUCACUGAAAGCCGGAGAAGACUCGGGGAGGAAGUUGUUCUCCAUGUCCGGCCUGUUGUCUGAUAGCGAGGCCUCGUCCAGCCCGGAGGAGCGUAAGGAACACAGCAAGGUGAAGGUUCUGUACGAUGCUGGGGCUCCAGUUUGUCCAGUGUGUCAGAGCGUUCUGCGACCGGGAGAGCUGCAAGACCACAUGGAGCAGGAGUUGACCAAGCUCAGCCAUCUUCAAAUCAGUGUCACCCCCGUGCAGCACGACCACGUCAUGAGGACGCCAAAGGCUCUUUCGUUCUCGCUGCACAUCAAGCGGGAAGGAGGUUCCCCGAGCUCACCCACCCGACCAGCUGACGACACCCACUCUGACCGUUAUCAGACGUUUCUCCGCGUGCGGGCCAACAGACACACAAGACUAAACGUCGACGACCUCUGCUGGUGCAGGUGCUACGUCAAAUCUGCCCCAUUACGCCCCCACAGCGCAGGAGCCCAUCUAGACUGCACACAAGCCGUCAGGAUCAGCAAACUGAAGAGGAGGAAACCGGACGACGCUCAGGAGCUCCCUGCAGACACCACACCAUCGGAGGAGGAGUGGAACGAGAGGAGGAAGAUACAGAUGAUGUCGCUAGUCGGAGGGUUCAAAGGGGCCAUGUUGGUGAGCAGCACGUCGAAAGAAGGGCGGGACAGCGACGCCGACCUGGACGUGGACGGAGACGACACCUUAGAGUACGGCCGAGCCCAAUACACGGAGACAGAUGUGAUCAUGUGCUCUGGCGAAAACAUCAAGGAGAUGAAAGCCAACAGCGGCAUGAUGCCAGACUCUGGAGUCCACAGAGAAAUGUCCCAAUGGUGCAAUGAGGAGAGUCCUUCCACCAGCAGUGCCGACAAAGUGGAUGUUCUCCCAAGAACCUGCAGAAACACUGACACAGACGUGCUCUCAGAAGACUCCACGCUGACGUCCCUGGAUGCUCUUAAAGCUCGGAUACGGGAUUUAGAGAAACAGUUGUGUAAAGGAGACAGAUUUAAAUGCCUCAUCUGCAUGUGUUGCAUGUGUUCCCCCCCCCAGGACACGUACACUACCCCGCUGACCUCCAUCCAAUGCUGGCACGUCCAUUGCGAGGAGUGUUGGCUCCGAACGCUGGUAGGCUUCGUGUUCUGCAAAUGUGUCUUGAACAAAACAAAGAUGACUGAUUGGAGCGCGUGUGUAGGGAGCGAAGAAGCUGUGCCCCCAAUGCAACACUAUCACCUCUCCUGGGGACCUGAGGAGGGUCUACCUGUGACGCCAGGACCACCAUGAGGGCUGGACUUGUGAGCAGCUGGCCUGACUCCCACCCUCGUUCUCACCUUGGACCUACUUUUUAGUCAGUGCAGCCUCCUUCAGUGACUUUUAACCAUUUCCUGCAACCUGAUUGGUGGAGCAAGCAAACAAUGGGACGAUAUUUAUCAAUUUUAUAACCCUUCUUGUGUGUUUUAUGAGGAAAAGAAGCAUAUGUAUAUAGUUUUUUUGUGUUGGGUGUUUGUAUAUUGACUGUACAGUUUGUCUCUCACACUAACCUCUUCUGCUCUUCAUCCGUGUUACCAAAAUAAAACAUGUGGGCUCCCCCCCCCAAAAAAAAGGAGGCUUGGGGUUGUAGUGUUGUUAUUGUCGGAGAUGCGUCGACUUUUCAAGAAGUGGGUCGCUGCGGGAUUAGCCGGAUGGAGCCCAAGCACGGCUCAACCGGAGCUAAAUCCUGGUAUUCUCGGCUUUUACUUUGAAAGACCGCACAGUGGUCAUGUGACCUGCCCCGCACAGGUGUGAAUGGGCGGGAUGUAACAAACGAGCCAGCAAGCAGCCGUGUGAUUGGUCCACGCAGGCUGAGGGGAGACGGCGG